Molecule: messenger RNA, 198 nt
Organism: Monoraphidium neglectum
Lineage: Eukaryota; Viridiplantae; Chlorophyta; Chlorophyceae; Sphaeropleales; Selenastraceae
Exons: 2
Coding region: 1-198 (65 amino acids)
Source: RefSeq, a predicted model, not a curated record
AUGGGGCACAUGCGCAACACGAUCCAGGCCCAGGAGGGCGCUGCCCCUGCGCGCAUGCCUGGCCUCGUGCCGCGCGCCCUGGCUAAGGCGCCCGACGCGCCCGCCAGCGGCGGCGGCGGCGCUGCGCUGCCGCCCAACGACGGGAGGGCAAAGUCGAACGAUGAGUUCCGGAAGAUGCUGCUGAGCGGGAAGAAGUGA